AUGUCCUCCCAAUUCUCCUACUUCGACAACUACACCAACACGCACCCACUCUUCCUCGGCGAGUACGCCGUCGUCGAAUACGAUAUCCCCGGCUUCAGCUCUCCACAAUGGGACUCCGGCGCUUUACGUGCAACGUAUCCGUUCUGGUACGGCAGUGUUUCGGAAGCGAUAUAUCUCCUUUCUGCUGAACGCAACGCGGACAAGAUUAUCGGCGCGGCGUAUGCGCCGGGGUUCAUGAAUUAUAAUCGUUGGGAGUGGGUGCCGGAUUUGAUCGACUACCACAUGAUCGCACUCCUCUCCGGAACCCGCAUAACCGAGACUUUGCCCACGACAGGUGGCAAGUACGAUCCAGCGUACUGGGUCGCUGGCCGCAGCGCCGUUACGGGAUCGCACAUCGUCAAGGCGGUGGUGUACAAUAGUACCCACGAGGUUCCGUUCGCUGUGACGUUCGACCAGGUUAAUGCUGGAGCGGAGGCGACGUUGACCUACAUUACGGCGCCGAAGAAUGCGUCGAAUACUAUUGGGAAUAAUGUCGUGCAGACCACGACGUCGAGCGUGAAGGCGAAUGGGAAGGGGUGUUUUCAUUUCAAAAUGCCUGAGUAUAGUGUUGGCGUGUUGGAGGUGCAUGGGGACUCGUGUGGUUAUGGUAAUCCAAGCAGUCGUGAGGGCUGGAAGACGUGGGCGGAUUGGAUUCCUGGGAAUGGGUUCAAUGCUGAUUGGAAUGAGUGGGGUCAGAAUUGGCCAUUUGAUCAGUGA
Messenger RNA from Saxophila tyrrhenica, 756 nucleotides. RefSeq lists its product as uncharacterized. Gene Ontology annotation, molecular function: alpha-L-arabinofuranosidase activity. The coding region runs from base 1 to 756 and encodes 251 amino acids. Lineage: Eukaryota; Fungi; Ascomycota; Dothideomycetes; Mycosphaerellales; Extremaceae. The record is from RefSeq and is a predicted model, not a curated record. Gene Ontology annotation, biological process: L-arabinose metabolic process. The transcript has 2 exons.